AUGCGGAGGAAUUUAAGCUUGUGGCAUCCACCUAAGUUUGAGAAUGAGAAGCCUCUCAAUUAUGCCAAAGGAUCGCCCGAGAGAGCUGAAUUGACGCAAAGCUUGAAAAAGCUCAAGUCUGAGAUUCCUUUUAACAUCCCAAUUCAGAUCAACGGCGCAGCUACAAAAACAGAAAAAUCCCUCAAACAACUCAACCCCUCAAAACACCACGAAACAGUCGCCGAAUACGCCUCUGCCACCCCCAACCAAGUAAACGCAGCCAUCGACGCUGCUCUAACCGCAAAGCCCACCUGGGAAGCAAUGCCCUUCGAAGACCGCGCCGCCAUCUUCCUCCGCGCCUGCGAUCUCAUCACAGGCAAAUACCGCUCCGAACUCGUCGCAGCCACCAUGCUCGGCCAGGGCAAAAACAUCUGGCAAGCCGAGAUCGACGCACCCGCCGAAACAAUCGACUUCUUCCGCUGCUACAUUCAAGAAGCUUGGGCGUUGUAUGCGCAACAGCCAAAGAUUCAGCCUGAGGGGAGUUGGAAUAAGUUGGAGUAUCGGCCGCUGGAGGGUUUUGUAUAUGCGAUUGCGCCGUUUAAUUUUACGGCACUGGGGGCUACGUUGGUUGGGCCUGCGGCGUUGCUUGGGAAUGUGGUUGUUUGGAAGCCUUCGGAUUAUGCGUUGCAUGCGAGUUGGUUGUUGCAUAGGAUUUUGUUGGAGGCUGGGCUUCCUAAGGAUGUUAUUCAGUUUGUGCCUGGUGAUGCGGAGGAAGUGACAAAUACUGUCCUGAAGAGACCUGAAUUUGGGGCGUUGAGUUUUAUCGGCUCGACGCAAGUGUUCAAAGGAAUUCAGAAGAAGAUCGGAAAUGGUAUUGGUGACGGUAUGUACAAUUCCUACCCUCGCGUUAUUGGCGAGACGGGAGGGAAGAACUGGGGUGUUGUGCAUCCAUCUGCCGAUGUGAAGAGCGCGGCCUUUAACACGAUCCGCGCCGCAUUCGAGUAUCAGGGCCAGAAAUGCUCUGCUAAUUCCCGCGUCUACGUUGCUGAGUCUGUCUGGUCGGAGUUUGCGAAACAUCUGCAGGAGCAGAUUGCGCAACUGAAGGUCGGCGAUGUCGAAGAUUACGGCAACUUCAUCAACCCGGUUAUCCACGAGCGCUCGUUUGACAAGUUGAACAAAGUCAUUGAGAAGGCAAAGAACGACCCCGAGCUGGAACUCGUGGCUGGCGGGCAAGCCUCCAAGGAAGAGGGAUACUACGUCCAUCCCACCGUUUACAAAACAUCCAAUCCGCAACACUCCAUCAUGUCCCAAGAACUAUUCGGACCAAUUCUGGCCGUCUACGUCUACCCCGACGCCAAAUGGGAAGAAACCCUCAAACUAGUCAACACAACCUCCCGCUAUGCCCUUACCGGAAGCAUCUUCGCCAAAGACCAAUAUGCCUCCCGCCAGGCGCAAACGGCCCUAAGACACGCCGCUGGUAUGCUUUAUCUCAACACCAAGUGCACGGGUUCGGUUGUUGGACAGCAACCCUUUGGUGGUAGUAGGGAUUCUGGGACUAAUGACAAGACUGGGACGAUGGCUCAUUUGCAGCGGUUUGUUAGUGCGAGGACUAUUAAGGAGGAGUUUGGAUCGCUGGGGGAGGUGCAGUAUCCUUCGAAUGAGGUUUAGGGUGCGGG
Molecule: messenger RNA, 1655 nt
Organism: Aspergillus glaucus CBS 516.65
Lineage: Eukaryota; Fungi; Ascomycota; Eurotiomycetes; Eurotiales; Aspergillaceae
Product: L-glutamate gamma-semialdehyde dehydrogenase
Exons: 3
Coding region: 1-1647 (548 amino acids)
Cellular component (GO): mitochondrial matrix
Molecular function (GO): L-glutamate gamma-semialdehyde dehydrogenase (NAD+) activity
Source: RefSeq, a predicted model, not a curated record